Ornithodoros turicata is the source of this 492-nucleotide messenger RNA. RefSeq names its product zinc finger protein 701-like. Bases 1 to 492 code for a protein of 163 amino acids. Gene Ontology annotation, cellular component: nucleus. The transcript has 2 exons. The record is from RefSeq and is a predicted model, not a curated record. Gene Ontology annotation, biological process: regulation of transcription by RNA polymerase II. NCBI's taxonomy places the organism in Eukaryota, Metazoa, Arthropoda, Arachnida, Ixodida, Argasidae. Gene Ontology annotation, molecular function: DNA-binding transcription factor activity, RNA polymerase II-specific.
AUGAAAUCAGGCUUUGGUGGUGGGGCCUUGUGGUGGUAUGCUCCAUCUGCUCCCCUUAAGUCCAGCACAGCACACAAGGUGUUCAGAGAUGAUGACACUGGGGAGAAACUGCACAGGAUUUGCGACCAUGUGGCACUUACCCCGGACACCUUCAGGUGCUUUCAGUGCAAGAGCGUCUUUGCCUCCGAGGAAUACCUCGCAAGGCACCGCAGGGUGAAGCACCCUCACAAGGGCGGGAAGCACCAGUGCAGGUUCUGCGACUACACCAGCAACAAGCCGGCUCACAUCAAAGAACACGAGAGGGUGCAUACGGGUGACAAGCCUUACGUCUGUGAAGUGUGCUCCAAGAAGUUUGGCUUGAAGCAGAACCUAGAGAGGCACCUGAAGACGGUUCACGUGGGGGAGAAGGUCCACGUGUGCGCCACCUGUGGUUACGUGUUUCGAGACAGAAAUGAUCUGCGAAGGCACAAGGCGGUCCACGCUGCAUGGUAG